AUGAGUGAUAAAGUGCCAGAUAAUUUGAGAAAAUAUGUUUUCUUCAAUUUUAUCAACACAACCAAGGUUAUAAGCGUUAUAAUUAAUGAUAAAUUCCCAUUAGCUCUCACAUUCGAUACUAGCUUUACACUCGAAUUUUUUACACUCGAAUGUUUUCGGAAUCAAUUUUCUAACCCUGAUGAAGGGUUUUGUAUUUAUGAUAAUAUGUCAUUUAUUGAUCCUCAUGGAAAAAUCUUGCAUGUUGAUGAAUCACGAAUAGGUUUAAAUAAUAUUUUGAUAGAAGGAAGAUUUCUUAAGAUUGAAAAGCCUUUAGAUUAUCCAGAUGCAAAAUUUAUUAUUAAUAAAUUUUGUUUGGAAUGUGGCCUGAAAAUAUCUAAAUAUGGACCAACCCAAAGUGUCGUAAAAACCUGUAAAAAUUCUCAUGAAAAAUUAUGUCUUAAGAAUUUAAUUGGUGGUGUCAAAGCAGCUUUACCAUGGUCACCGCUUUCUGCUGGUCUUUCUAUUGGCAUUUCUGCAUUACAUGAUCGUAAAAAUCAGACAUACCAUGAAAAAUCUUCCACCGUUUGUGAUGAAAAUUGUGUGAAAUUGAUAGGAAUUAUCGAUAAGAAAGAAAUUAUGCCAAUAAAAGAAUUCCAAGAGUCUGUAAAGGAAGCAUUAAAAAGAGAAAAUCCUUUAUUAGAACUUAAGAAAUUAACAGAACAAUAUGGAGAAUAUAUAAUCCUUGAAAUGAAAAUAGGAGGAAAGGGACAAAAAAUCACCAAUAACGAAUUAACAGAUAAUGCACAGCAGAAAUCUAACACAUCAUCUGUUAGCAUGCAACUAGAUAAUAAGUUUGGUGAAAUUAACAUUGAACCCUUAUAUGGUCAAGAAAUAAAUAAAACAAGUUAUUUACAUACAAUAUUAACUUCUUGUACAGCAAUUGGUGAAGAUAAAAUUAAAUAUGAAAGAGGUGACGUGCAAGAAUGGAAAGAUUCUUUAGUAGAUUUUACAAAGUGGGAGAUUAUUGAACAUGUUGUGAUUGAACCAAUUUUUAAUAUUUUAGAUGAAGAUUUACGCAAAAAAGUUAUUAAGAUUAUCGUGGAACAGAAAAUUUUAUAUAGGAAUAAGAAAUCUAUUGAUAUUGAGUAUUCUUUCAAUUCAGGUCCAUAUAAGCAUGAAUUAAUUAUACCAUCUGUUUUACAAUCUAAUCUUAAGAAUAGUCAGAUAUUUGCAUCUGUUAGUGAACAAAACCAAGUGUUUUCUGUUUGA
This is a messenger RNA of Funneliformis caledonium, 1248 nucleotides long. The record is from the annotation of a GenBank genome assembly. Lineage: Eukaryota; Fungi; Glomeromycota; Glomeromycetes; Glomerales; Glomeraceae.